AGCAGCCAUCGUAGUCCCUAGCAAGUGUUCAAAAGCAAAACCACCUCCUCCUCCUUCCAUCAUAAAUGCCCCAGAACCUUCUCGCGGUGCUUGGCCUGGAGAAUCCCAGUCACCCAGUAUCCUCCCUUCCUUGCCAUGGCCAAACCACCUUCCCUUGCCAGAAGGAAGAGGGUGUGAUGUUUCUCCUCCAUGCCUCCAUCUCUCUUAGCUUCUUGCUACUCCUCAUCCACCUCUCUUCCUUCCUCCUCACCAAGCUCUUCACCUUUCUCCAUAAUAGAGCCAUCUCCAAACACCAAGGGGAUGUUCAGCUCAGUGCUUUUCAACAUGAGAACAAGACCGUGUCAACCUCGGACGGCUACUCCGAGAAGGAUGUCGCCGACGUGGUUUGCAGAGAAGAUCUACCGUUCUUCUACAGGGCAAGCGGCGUCAAGGAUUCCCUACUUACCGAGCAAGCAAAAGAUUCCAAUGAGCAGCAUUCCUUGGAAGGAGAGGAUAGCUCUGUCUCGGAAUCCCAGCACGGUUCUCUGUCAGAGAAUCUUGGCCAUGACAAGCUUGGAAUCGAGUACGGUGAUGAUCUGAUCACUGAAGUCCUAACACCUUCGGAUUGCUCCGGAGCCAGCCCAAUCAUAUCGGCGUCUGAAGAAGAUGUUGCUUGUGAAGAUGUUUGUCACGAAAUAGAAGCUCAUCGGACUCAUGAAGAGAAGAAUUUUUGGGAGGAUGAGACAUUCUCUGUGGUCAACAGCUCUCACUCAGAUAGCAGAAAUUUUCGGCUCGAGGAAAUCCAUCAUGGUAACGAAAAUUCUGGCGAGUCCACGUCCAAAAGCUCUAUUGAAUGGAGAAGCUCUGCAAUCCUCAGAGAUUCGGAGACAGAAUAUCCCUUCUCCUCUUCAUCCUGGAGGAGCUCUUCCAACUGGGAAUCGUAUGCACUCUUCCACAAGUAUGACGAGGAGAUGAUGUUCUUCGACCGAAUCAGUUCACGAAAGCUCAGAGAAUCAGAAUUACUGAGGUCCAUAAAGUACCAAUCAAGAUCAAUUUCCCGAAGGAUAGUUCGCAAAUUAUUCAUGAAAAGUAAAAACUCAUCGAUGAGAGAUAUGGAUCCAUACUUGGAAUUGGAGAGCGCUUAUGUGGCUCAGAUCUGUUUGACGUGGGAAGCUCUUAAUUGGAAUUACACCAACUUCGGUCCAGCGAAUUCCGAUCGAGACAUGGAAGAUUACUGCUUUCCUGCACGAAUUGCUCAGCAGUUCCAGCAGUUUGAGGUCUUGCUGCAACGAUUCAUAGAAAAUGAGCCUUAUGAGCAUGGUAGAAGGCCUGAAGUCUAUGCCCGGGUGAGGAGUUACUCUCCAAAGUUGCUCCAAGUUCCAGAAUUCAAAGAUUCGGAUCAGGCUGACGAAGGCAAAGAAGAUAUGAUUUCAUCUACUGAAUUUUUAAUUAUUUUGGAACAUGCGAUCCGGACCUUCAUGAAUUUUCUCAAGGCCGAUAAGGAAAGCUGCUGCCAAAUGUUGAGAUCACUCAUAAAGAACCAAUUAAGUUCGGUUGAUCCAACUCUUCUUCAUUUGCUCAAGAAAGCUAAUAAAAAGAAAAAGAUGAGGCUCAAAGAACUUGGGAGGCAGUGGAGAUGUCAGAAGAAAGGGAAGACAAAGGAGGAAGAGGGGAUGGAGAUUCUGAUGGGGCUAAUAGACAUGAAGGUUGUGUCAAGGGUUUUAAGGAUGCCUGACAUCAGCGAGGAGCAGCUGCAUUGGUGCCAUGAGAAGAUGAGCAAAGUGAGAGUUUGGAAUGGGAAAAUACAAAGAGACUCCUCCCCACUUUUUUUCCCCGUUAACUGACUCUUCCCUUGUAUAAUCUACUUUACCUUUUUAGGUUGCUUGAUGACUGGAUAAAGUACUUGGAUAUGAUAUGUACCAAAUAAAAAUUUCUUGGAUAUGAGGACAAGAAUUCCAACCUUCUCUGUAAAUAUAAAGCACCGUAAAGAUACGGAAAACUGAGAGGCAACAUCUAAACAUGGUUGCAUGUGAUGACAUGGAUUUCGAGGAUUUGGAAGCCAUGUCGGGUAUAAAAAGGUGAAACGUCUGUGAUUUCUUCAUGAACAUUGAAAGACAAAGCUAAGUGAAGAAAAGUGAAAGGCAUGAGAGUGGAAGGAGUAGAGAUAGAGACAAAGCGCAACUCCAGCAUUCUUUUGUCUUAUAAGGGAGAUUUGGUAAUGGUCCCUGAAAAUGGGUUUUGGAUCAAAAGAGUUGAAGGCAAAUGGCAA
Messenger RNA from Elaeis guineensis (African oil palm), 2248 nucleotides. RefSeq lists its product as uncharacterized. The record is from RefSeq and is a predicted model, not a curated record. NCBI's taxonomy places the organism in Eukaryota, Viridiplantae, Streptophyta, Magnoliopsida, Arecales, Arecaceae.